AUGAAGCCUCGCCGCUCCAGCUGCACCGACUCAGGAUCCGAGUCCUCAGAAGCGGACUCCAAGAGCCCCGAGAAACACGAGCCGGCCACACGCAGACGGAUGGCGGCCAACGCCAGAGAGAGGAAGAGGAUGCAGGGCUUGAACACGGCCUUCGAUCGAUUACGAAAGGUGGUCCCGCAAUGGGGUCAGGACAAGAAACUGUCCAAGUACGAAACCCUGCAGAUGGCUCUCAGCUACAUCGUGGCCCUCAACCGGAUCCUGACGGACGCCAAGAGGCGCCACGCCGCUCACAGGCAGUGGCUGGACUUGCAGUUUGAGUGCGUGCAGCCUGACGACUACCAGUACUUGACGCGGUACGAAUCCCAAGGGGAGGACUACAUCGCCUCGUCCUUCUCCUACCAGCUGGAUGGACACCAGCUCCACGCGUAG
Molecule: messenger RNA, 429 nt
Organism: Doryrhamphus excisus (bluestripe pipefish)
Lineage: Eukaryota; Metazoa; Chordata; Actinopteri; Syngnathiformes; Syngnathidae
Gene: atoh7
Product: atonal bHLH transcription factor 7
Biological process (GO): positive regulation of transcription by RNA polymerase II; sensory organ development; axon development
Cellular component (GO): nucleus
Molecular function (GO): DNA-binding transcription factor activity, RNA polymerase II-specific; protein dimerization activity; E-box binding
Source: RefSeq, a predicted model, not a curated record